Molecule: messenger RNA, 998 nt
Organism: Chroicocephalus ridibundus (black-headed gull)
Lineage: Eukaryota; Metazoa; Chordata; Aves; Charadriiformes; Laridae
Gene: CISD3
Product: CDGSH iron sulfur domain 3
Exons: 2
Coding region: 59-511 (150 amino acids)
Cellular component (GO): mitochondrion
Molecular function (GO): 2 iron, 2 sulfur cluster binding
Source: RefSeq, a predicted model, not a curated record
GGGAGGAGGAGCCGCUCCCGGGGAAGGUGACCCGGCGGCGGGCGGAGCGGCGGGGGCCAUGCUGCUGCCGAGACCGGCCGCGCUUGUGACACUGAUGAGAACCGCAGCGGGUUGCGGCGGGGGGGGCGGGCGGCGAAGGGGGUCGGCGGUUGUCUGUCGGUGCCGGGACCCCCCGGGGGUUUCGUACAUCCCUUCGCUCUCCUCCGCCCCCCAGGUGCGACGGUGCUCGGCCCCCCCGCAGCCGGUGAUCGCCGCCAAGGAGCCGUUCCCGGUGGAGCUGAAGGCGGGGAAGAAAUACGCCUGGUGCUCCUGCGGGCACAGCCGCAGCCAGCCCUUCUGCGACGGCACCCACAAAAAAGCCGCCCCGGGGCUCUCCCCGCUGCGCUUCACCCCCGAGGAGGACAAGACGGCCUGGCUCUGCGGGUGCAAGCGCACCCGCUCCCCCCCCUACUGCGACGGCACCCACAAGGAGGAGGCCGUGCAGGGCGCCCGGGUCUCCACACAGCCCUGACACGGCUGCGCCCCACAGCCACGGGGGGGCACGGACCCCACGGGCCCACCGGGAUGUUCAGCUCUCGGGUACCGGAGGGAGUGAGGAGAUGCCCAGCUCCCACCCCAAUUAACCUGAAUUACUCGGCCCCGAGGGCUGCCACCAGCUGCCGAAGACCAGCCUCACCCCGCCACGGGGGCAGCGAUUUUGCCUUCUGCCCCGCUGGGGCCCUGCCGGGGAUGACGAAGGCUCAGCAGUGGCUGGGGAAGAAAAUAAUCCACGGGAUAACGGGACUUUCAGGAGCGGGUUUGUAGCCCCAGAGCUGCGGGUGCCCGUCGGGACGCGGGACGGAGGGACCCGGGCGGCUGCAUCCGUACAGGGAGACGACGGGAACGACAGUCUGCAGCAUUUAUUACAUUUACAAAGCUGUAUAGUUAUACAAAUGUUUAACCAAUAACGAUAUAUGAAUAUCAGAAUAUAUUACAAGACAUUAAAACGUCGUACAGGA